ACGUGCAACUAGAAGAGUAGUCAGUUACCAGGAGUCAGAAGACGAUUCGGAAACUGUCAAAGAUCAUGGUGGUACUCCAUCUAUUGAAUCUUCAAAGAAAUUGAAGUCUCGUAGAAGAGUAUUGGAAGACUCAGACGACCAGACUGGCAGCCAUUCAUCAAACAGUAGCAAGCCCGUAAAGCACUCUGAAAAUCCUGAUGCCAAAAAAUCUAAUAGACGCGUUUCGUCUUCUGAUAGCGAUUGCGUUCCGUCUGGUGCUGAUGAUGAUGAUGAUGAUCAAGUUAGCACUGAUGAACAAAUUAGCUCUGGUUCAGGUACUCUUGAUAAGCCUGUUAAUGAUGAAAGCUCCGUAGAAGAAAAUGUUAUCAUGAACAACUCUUUAAAUGGAAAACCGAAUGAGUCCCCUGUUAGCCCUCUCUCGAAUUUUCAGUCUGACAAAGAACAACCUCACAGCCAAAAAGUUUGCUCAGAUAUAUUUGGCAAUCUGAACUCCUCGUCUCGGCCUUACACGAAUGGCAUCAAGACGUCAGUUGCACCCUACAAACCAUGUGUUAAUCUCUCACCUGAUCCAGUCAUCCCACGGAGUGCUCAACCCGGACCAUCGCCUUUGGUAUCGCCAAAAUCUGAAGAAAUAACACAUGUUGGCGAGGAGCUGAACUACCCUCAGGCAAUUAGAUCUGCUGAUUGUAUUCCUGGAAGUCUCUCAGCUUCCUUUUCUUUUCUGACUAGUAAGACUUGCUUUGCAGGUGACGAAGAAGAUGAGGAGGACGUUGAAGAUGAGGCCGAAGAACUGCUUUCCUCACGACAUCGUCUCACUGCCCCCGCGACAUCGAUUUCUAAAAUCACCAGAUAA
Protopolystoma xenopodis is the source of this 853-nucleotide messenger RNA. The record is from the annotation of a GenBank genome assembly. NCBI's taxonomy places the organism in Eukaryota, Metazoa, Platyhelminthes, Monogenea, Polystomatidea, Polystomatidae.